AUGACCGUUGGCGAGAAAGUCUUUAAGUCCUUCAUCUACGUUGACGACACGCCGUUGCCUAGGAAGGCCCCCGAACUGGCCACUAACGUGCUAGAUCUGUUCUCACUCAAGGGAAAAGUGGCAGUCGUGACUGGGUCUGCCCGCGGACUCGGACGUGCUAUAGUAGAGGCAUAUGCGCAAGCAGGUGCUGAUGUGGCUGUCUGGGACUACAAAGACGCUCCGCAGGUUGCAGAGGAACUGCACAAGAAGUACGGUGUACAGUCACGUUCUUACGGCUGUGAUGUCUCCAGCUCGGAGGCUGUAGAGGCCACUAUCGCACAGAUCGAGCAAGACUUUGGAACAAUUGACGUGUUCGUGGCGAACGCCGGCGUGGCUUGGGAGACCGGAUCAAUCUUAGAGGAGCAAAACCAAGACGAUAAAAAUUGGCAUCGCGUCAUGAAUGUUGACCUGAAUGGAGUCUACUAUUGUGCUAAAGCUGUUGGUCGGAUUUUCAAGAGCCACUCGUCUGGUUCGUUGGUUAUCACUGGCUCCAUGUCAGGAUCGAUUGUGAAUGUUCCAAACUUCCAGGCACCUUAUAAUGCAGCGAAAGCCGCCUGUAUCCAUUUGGGAAAGUCAUUGGCCGUGGAAUUUGCACCUUUCAAUGCUAGAGUCAACACAGUUUCUCCGGGGUAUCUAGAUACAGGUCUCUCGGACUUUCUUCCGGAUGAAAUUAGAGCGAGAUGGUGGGCAAUCUCGCCGAUGGGCAGAGAAGGACUACCUCAGGAGGUGGUUGGAGCCUAUCUUUAUCUUGCCAGCAAUGCCUCGACUUACACUACUGGCUCCAACAUGGCUGUUGAUGGUGGUUUUACGGCUCCAUAG
Kuraishia capsulata CBS 1993 is the source of this 858-nucleotide messenger RNA. RefSeq lists its product as uncharacterized. NCBI's taxonomy places the organism in Eukaryota, Fungi, Ascomycota, Pichiomycetes, Pichiales, Pichiaceae. Gene Ontology annotation, molecular function: oxidoreductase activity, acting on NAD(P)H, oxygen as acceptor. The record is from RefSeq and is a predicted model, not a curated record. Gene Ontology annotation, cellular component: intracellular anatomical structure. The coding region runs from base 1 to 858 and encodes 285 amino acids. The transcript has a single exon.